GCGGUGCCAUGACGUCACGCCCCAUGUCUGCGCCGCCUUCGCCGCUCCUGUUAGCUGCUGGCUCAGCGGCCCCAAGUGGACUCCAUUCAAGCGGACUUCCAGGUCGUAGUUGCGAGAGAAGCUGGGCGGGAGCCCCCCCCCCCCCCUCCCGCAGCUAGUGUCCACUCGCUAGCCUGCGAGCCAAGUUUGCCGCGGAGACUUGUGGUCCGUCUGGCCGGUCGACAUGGCGACGGACGUGAGCUCGCCGCCGCAGCGCUUCUUCCACAUGCCGCGCUUCCAGCACCAGGCGCCGCGCCAGGUCUUCUAUAAGCGGCCUGACUUCGCUCAGCAGCAGGCCAUGCAACAGCUCACCUUCGACGGCAAGCGCAUGAGGAAGGCCGUCAACCGCAAGACCAUCGACUACAACCCUUCCGUCAUCAGAUACCUUCAGAAUCGUCAGUGGCAACGAGACCAUCGCGACCUGCGAGCCAUCCAGCCCGACGCUGGAUGCUACAAUGACUUAGUACCUCCGAUCGGGAUGCUGAACAACCCCAUGAACGCCGUCACCACCAAGUUUGUGCGCACGUCCACCAACAAAGUCAAAUGUCCCGUCUUUGUUAUCCGGUGGACUCCUGAGGGGCGUCGGCUGGUGACGGGAGCGUCAAGCGGCGAGUUCACACUGUGGAACGGACUGACGUUCAACUUUGAGACCAUUUUACAGGCCCACGACAGUCCGGUGCGCGCCAUGACGUGGUCUCACAACGACAUGUGGAUGCUAACGGCGGACCACGGCGGCUACGUCAAGUACUGGCAGUCCAACAUGAACAACGUGAAGAUGUUCCAGGCGCACAAGGAGGCCGUGAGAGAAGCCAGUUUCUCGCCCACUGAUAGUAAGUUCGCCACCUGCUCAGAUGACGGCACCGUUCGGAUUUGGGACUUCCAGCGCUGCCAUGAGGAGCGCAUCCUUCGAGGUCACGGUGCCGAUGUGAAGUGCGUGGACUGGCACCCCACUAAAGGUCUGGUGGUGUCCGGCAGCAAAGACAGUCAGCAGCCCAUCAAAUUCUGGGACCCCAAGACCGGACAGAGUCUAGCAACCUUACACGCCCACAAGAACACAGUGAUGGAGGUGAAGUGGAACACCAACGGCAACUGGCUGCUGACAGCGUCGCGCGACCACCUGUGCAAACUCUUCGACAUCCGUAACCUGAAGGACGAGCUGCAGGUUUUCCGAGGACACAAAAAGGAAGCCACAGCGGUGGCCUGGCAUCCCAUCCACGAAGGGCUGUUUGCCAGCGGAGGCUCCGAUGGUUCUUUGCUCUUCUGGAACGCGGGGGUGGAGAAGGAAGUUGGAGGCAUGGAGAUGGCUCACGAGGGAAUGAUCUGGAGUUUGGCCUGGCACCCGCUGGGUCACAUCCUCUGCUCAGGCUCCAACGACCACACCAGUAAAUUCUGGACCAGGAAUCGUCCCGGCGACAAAAUGAGGGACCGCUACAACCUCAACCUUCUACCUGGCAUGUCGGAGGACGGCGUGGAGUACGACGACAUGGAGCCGAAUAGCAUGGCGGCCAUCCCCGGAAUGGGCAUUCCCGAGCAGCUGAAGGUCGCCAUGGAGCAGGAACAGACUCAUAAGGAGGCCGGGCCGGAGGAGAUGUCCAUCCCGGGCCUGGACUGGGGCAUGGACGAGGUGAUGGGCAAGGACAACAAGAAGGUCCCCCAAAAGAAGGUCCCCUACGCCAAACCCAUCCCAGCACAGUUCCAACAGGCCUGGGCGGAGAAUAAAGUUCCCACGAUGCCGCCUUCUGGCGACGGCCCCAAAGAGCGCAAGGCGGAGCCCAAAGUGGACGGCAAGAAGAAAAGUCAGGUGGAGCUGGAGCAGGAAAUGGCGGCGCUGCAAUACACCAACCCCAAGCUGCUGGAGCAGCAGAUGAAAAUGGAGCGCAUGAACCAGAAGAGCUCAGACGGCCCCCAGCAGGGACCGGGCCCGAUGCCCCCCUUCUCAGGCUCCGCCGGACAGCAGAACUUUCCUCCCCCCCAGUCCAACAGCAUGGGCCCCCCACCCAUGGGGCCUUCUUUCAUGCCCCCCACCCAGAUGGGCCCUUCCUCUGGGCACGGGCAGGGCAUGAUGGGCGGCCCGCCGGACAUUCAGAGACACCCGGCCCCCCUCAGGAACAUUGGCGCUCAGGGACCUCACAACAUGGGGCCCGGACCCAGAGGAAUGCCGGGUCCGCACGGGGGGAUGAUGGGGCCCCCCUCCAGAGGGAUGGGGCCCCGGGCCCCACAGGGGCCUCCGCCUCAGGGGGGCAUGAUGCCGCCUCAAGGAAACAUGAUGGGACCUCAAGGGGGCGUGAUGGGGCCCCCGCCCAGGACGCAUAAUAAUAGCUUUGGGAUGGGGGGGAUGCACGGGCCCCCGGGGAACAUGCAGGGGCCCCCCUACAUGCAGCACCAGGCUCAGACCCCGGGGCCCCCUGUACAUGGCAGGGGCCAGCAGGGCCCCAACAACAAAGACCCCCGGGGGCCGGCCCCCAACCACCACAUGGGCCCUCCGGACCGCCAAGGCCCGGGGGGGCACGAGCACUACUGGGGGGACAACCCGCACAAACCGCAGGAUGGGGGCCAGGACUUCCACGGCCGUGGGGAGGAGGCCUGGAGACCAGCGUCCGCCUUUCCGGGGGGGGCGGGACACCGGGUCGGGGGAGGUCCCCCCCGAGGAGGCGGCGCGGCCGGCGCGGCCAACUGGGGUCCCGAAGACAGGCCGCCCCGAGACUCGGGGGGAGAGUUCAGAGGGCGGCGAGACGACAGGUUCCGAGGAGGCCCGGGGCGGCCCGGAGGUCGAGGCUACCCCGAAGAUUACGCGGGCCAGGAGGAGGCCUAUGACGGCCCCGACGACGUGAGGGGCUGGGACGCCGGGGUCAGGGGCAGGCCACGUGGCGGGGUACCCCCCAGAGGAGGUCACGACGGCUACCGCGACGGACCCCCCCUCCACGACGGGACGUCCUCGGCGGGCCGCGAGCGCUCGCUGUCCUUGCAGGGGAUGGACAUGGCGUCCUUGCCGCCGCGGAAACGACCCUGGCAGGAUGGCCCGGGAACCGCCGACCACCGAGACCGAGAACGAGACGCGCCGGGCGCAGACGCAGGUGACCUUGCGUUGACGGGACUCUUCAUCGAUUCAGUCCUCAGUCAGGCCCGGGACCAUCUGGAGCAGUGGUCCUCGAACCACACAAAUGAGCAGCAUUCAAAUGCAGGACCAAAUAUUGAUGCAAACAACACUAAGGUUGUAAAAAAGGCAGAAUUUUCCAAGAAUAAAGUCAGUUUAACUUAAACUGAAAAUGAAGGCAUAAUAUUAUGAGAGAGAAAAAACAACACCCUGAGGUUUACAGUCAAAUUUGAAAUAUGAGGAGGAAAAGAAAUAUUUGAGACUUAAGAUGGAAUACUACAAGAAAUAUCAAAACGUUUUAUAACAAGAAACUACCCAAAAUAUUUUACAUGAAAAAGAAUUGAAAUUAUGAGGAAAAAAGUCAAAUAUAAGAAAGCAUUUAACUUUAUAGGAAUCAAGUCAAAAUGUUCUAUGCAAAAACGUUCGGCGAAAAAUUACUGUAAGUAAAGAUUCAAUUCAAGUAUAUUGUACAUAAAAGGUCAUUAAAUAUGAUGCCGAAAUACAUUAAUUAAUUAAUUAUUUUUUUCAUUAUUAUAAUACUGAACUUAAAAGUGAAAUCCAACUGAACUGUACUCGGGCAGUGAUUCAUUGGCGUGCCACUAGAGGGAGCCCGCGCAGCACAUCUGGAGCAGUGCUUCUCAAGUGUCGUCAUCUCGGGAUGCCGGGUUCCUCAUUUGGCCAAGUCACCAGCCACUUAUACAAUCGAGACCGUGUAUUGUUCAAAAAUUAACUUGUUAAGGACAAGAAAGAAAAUGUACACAAAUAAACUGAUAUAAAUAAAUGUUAGCAAGUACGUCUUUUGCCGCUGUGGAUCAGUUUGUAGAGCAGGUCGUCAGAUGACCAAAGGUUUGGCAGUUCGAGUAAAACGACUCUGACUGCCCGCUGCCAAAGUGUCAUUGGGCAAGAGGUGUGAACCGUAAAUUGCCUGCGGGCAAGCGCACGAACAAAAACUAAUCAGAGUAAAAUCUAAGUUGUACCGAAUACGAGCGGCACACUCUGAUAAAUCACAUUUGUGGUGCCUCUGUCGAAAUAAAUGUUAUUUCCCAAAUGAAGGUGAAGCGAAAGCUGAAAAUUUCCCGGUCCGGCAGCGUUCCACCCCCGCGACGGCGUGCCCGCGAUUUGUGAACAAGUCGGAGCACGACGCAGUGUAUCGAGAACCGACGUUAACGCAAGAUGAUGUUAUGCAGUGGCGCCAGAUGACAAUCGCUGAACUCGAGUCUGACCCGGCCGACUUUGGACCAGAUGCACCCUGGACUGGUCGCCAGUCAAAGUCAGGGCACAUAUAGAAAAUGGACUUGAUUCCAAAACUUUUAUUCACAUUUUCGGGACGGGUGUCGAAUUGAAAUCGAGUCGGAAUGUGGUAAGACGAGCGCCUCUUCUCCCCCACAGGUCGACCUCCUCAGCGCGACGACGGCGUCUACGGUCCGCCCGCGCGCGGCGCGCGGGGC
Molecule: messenger RNA, 4581 nt
Organism: Phycodurus eques (leafy seadragon)
Lineage: Eukaryota; Metazoa; Chordata; Actinopteri; Syngnathiformes; Syngnathidae
Gene: wdr33
Product: WD repeat domain 33
Exons: 20
Coding region: 224-3298 (1024 amino acids)
Cellular component (GO): mRNA cleavage and polyadenylation specificity factor complex
Molecular function (GO): protein binding
Source: RefSeq, a predicted model, not a curated record